AUGAUGCUCAUCAUCAUCAAAGUCCAAGUCUUGGGACUCCUACUCCUACUACUUGCUUCAUGGGCCGCUGCAGUAUCCCAAAAUGUGCCGAUUGACACCCGCUACAAGGACCCGAAACAUCCCAUGAACGUUCGGAUCAAGAGCCUAGUCGACCAAAUGACACUCAAGGAGAAAAUCGGGCAGAUGGCCCAAAUCGACAGGCCCAAUGUCACUCCCGAGAUUCUCCGAGAAUAUUCCAUUGGCAGCGUAAUUAGCGCGGCUGGCAGCACGCCUCGCGAAGACCACAGGGCCACACCCGAGGAGUGGGUUGACAUGGUCAACGCGUACCAACAAGGUUCCCUCUCGAGCAGGCUCGGGAUUCCGAUGCUUUACGCAAUUGACUCUGUGCAUGGACAUAACAGUUUGUACAGAGCUACUAUCUUUCCACACAAUGUUGGCCUUGGAGCUACCAGAGAUCCAGAGCUAGUUAAGAGGAUUGGAGCUGCAACUGCAGUCGAAACCAGAGCUACCGGCAUUCCCUAUGCUUUUGCACCCUGCAUUGCGGUGUGUAGAGACCCAAGAUGGGGUAGGUGCUACGAGAGUUACAGUGAAGACCACAAGAUUGUUGAACAAAUGACCGACAUUAUUUAUGGUCUGCAAGGAGAACCUCCCGUCAAAGGCGUCCCUUACGUUGGUGGAAAAGACAAAGUGGUGGCAUGUGCAAAACACUUUGUUGGUGAUGGUGGCACUGUAAAUGGAAUUGAUGAGAACAACACGUUGACUGAUUGGAAAGGACUAAUGAGCAUUCACAUGCCGGGAUACUACCACUCUAUCAUCAAGGGUGUCUCGACUAUAAUGGUGUCUUAUUCAAGCUGGAACGGUGUCAAAAUGCAUUCCAACAGAAACCUCGUCACACAAUUCCUCAAAUCCACCCUCAAAUUUAGAGGAUUUGUGAUAUCAGAUUGGCAAGGUGUGGACCGGAUGACUUACCCGUGGGGCUCCAAUUAUUCAACAUCACUUGUAACCGCGAUUAAUGCGGGCGUGGACAUGGUUAUGGUUCCACCCAAUCACACAGAAUUUCUCCGCCUAAUGACUUCUCAUGUGAACAACAAAUUGAUACCUAUGAGCCGCAUAGAUGAUGCGGUCAAAAGGAUUUUGAGAGUGAAGUUCAUCAGUUUGGGUCUUUUUGACAACCCUUUGGCCGAUUACAGCUUAACCGAUCAAAUCGGUACAGAGGCUCACAGAGAAUUGGCAAGAGAGGCUGUAAGAAAAUCACUUGUUCUAUUGAAGAAUGGAAAAGAAAAUUCGACUAACCCUCUACUUCCACUCCCCAAAAAGACACCGAAAAUCUUGGUCGCCGGAACACAUGCCAACAAUCUCGGUUUACAAUGUGGUGGUUGGACUGUCGACUGGCAAGGUGUCAACAACAACACCCUCAUAAGUGGAACCACUAUAUUGAAUGCCAUCUCAACUACGGUUGACCCAAGUACAGAAAUCGUGUACAGCGCAAAACCGGAUGUUGAAUCAUUGAAUGCGGACGAGUUUUCAUACGCUAUUGUGGUGGUGGGGGAGCACACGUAUGCAGAGCAAUAUGGAGACAACACGAACCUAAGUAUUCCAGAACCGGGUCUUACCACAAUGAAUAGCGUAUGCAGCAAAAUGAAGUGUGUUGUGAUUAUAAUUUCGGGACGGCCGCUAGUCAUUGAGCCGUAUCUUCCAAACAUUGAUGCCCUUGUGGCUGCAUGGUUACCUGGUUCUCAAGGACAAGGUGUAGCUGAUGUGCUGUUUGGGGACUAUGGUUUUACGGGGAAAUUGCCGAGAACAUGGUUCAAGAGAGUCGAUCAACUUCCAAUGAACUUUGGGGAUGCGCAUUAUGAUCCUCUUUUUCCUUUCGGAUUUGGACUCACCACAAAGCCUUUGGAGGAAAAUAGUUAG
Molecule: messenger RNA, 1914 nt
Organism: Striga hermonthica
Lineage: Eukaryota; Viridiplantae; Streptophyta; Magnoliopsida; Lamiales; Orobanchaceae
Source: the annotation of a GenBank genome assembly